AUGGACCGCCGAGUCAAAACGCGAGGAUUAGCCUCCUUUGUCAGAACAACGGGGAACAAUUUUGUUUCCAAAUUGCGCCAUGGUCAUUCUCAUCAUCAAACAGCACCUGCAGCCUCUUCCCAUCCAUCGAUAUUGUCCGAUCCUCUACCUUUCGAAGUUCCCAAGGGCUGCAUUACCGAUGGUACAAAACUUCGGUUUGCAGAUACUCGGGAUCCAUACCUUCCUGCCAUCUAUGAGGUGAAGUCGCAUCCCCGUAUUCCCAAAGAUCUGGCAAGCAACACCAUCAAACGGAUACUCGUUGUCCCCUGGCCAAAAGGCAAUGCACCUUAUCUCAAAUUCUAUUUUAAUUACUGCAAGGCCAACGUUCCUAUUCCAGGCGGUCGCAACGCAACGAUCCCUAGUUGGGGAAAACUUGAAGCGGGAGAUAUUGUUUUUGUUCGAGAUAUAGCAGGGUCUGGAGAUGGAAUAGAUGACUCUUUUGAGGUCUUCGUGGGGGACAUAGACGAAGAUAGCGAAGAUGGAAAACUCAUCAAAGCCCUCCGAGAUGAAACGCUUGGACCCAAGGAAGAUCGAUCCGCAAACUUUGGUACUGCUUUUGAGCAAUGUACGAAGCGCGCCAAUCCAGUUGGUGGCUCCGGACGUUGCUACGGCUGUGGUUUAAGCCAUCAAAAACCAAGAAACCUCGUUACCCCUGCAGUUGGAGGCAAGAUUCCUAUCCGGGUUGCAACAAAGUUUUUCCGACGUUUACUGCCUGCGGAAUACAAAUGUUUGGAAACUGCUUGCGAUUUGAAUAACGUGCCUCGUAUUGGUACGGAUGACAACGUACUCUAUCAGGGAGUCCAGCUCAACCUUUCGGACCCUGUAUAUGAUACCGGUGUCAUAAAUUUCAUUAAAGCCCUUGCGUUUUUUGGUGGAAAGCAUUUCGACAAGCACGACUCUCCCGGCGGCUGGACCACGAUGUUUUCCUAUCCAGACAUGCCAAUUGGGAAUGGAUGGGAAGGCGGGCGAUUCCACCUUGUAGAGCUUGGGCUAUAUGCUGAGCUUGAUGGUCUAAAGUCUAUAACCUUUACCGGACUUCGCUUGCAUGGCGGUACUCCUCCCCUUGCUCCUGCAGGAACUCCAAUCCCGCCUUGGGCCUAUCGAUGGGUGGUGGUGCUAUAUCCUCAGGGUGCUAUUCUCGACGGAAAAGCAACCGUAAACGUAGCAGCAACUUCCAAGGGGUUUCCUGUUCAGGUAAUACCUGCAAUGUUGGACGCAAUGGCUCCAGAACCUGAAAUCGAAAACAACAACGGAUCAAUGGUUGAAGAGGACGAACCAGAACCGCUUAGGAUGUCAGCCAGGGAGCUCAACUUCCUGGACGAUGGAAAAAUUGUUAUGACGCCUCAAGCCGAAAUCGAUUUUCUGGCUCGAUCUUUCUUUUUGCAUACAUUGUAUAAUCAGAAAGAAAUUUCAGGAGGUAGUCUGAUGAAAUAUGAGACUUACCGGCAUGGGUGGUCCAUAAAACGGGAUGAUGAUAUUAUAUACUAUGCUGGUCCUUGGGAUUUAGCUCCAGGAAAUUCAGAUGCAUCGCUGCGUCAAACCGCACAAGUACAAUGGGCUCAACAUUGCAAGCGGAGACUUGAAAUAAUACCCUCUGCUUCGCGUAAUUUCAAUGGUCCUCCAAUUAAAAUUCCUCCUCCUCGAUUUCUCAAUAAUUCGGGACGGGCCAAGCGCGCAAUAUAUAGGAAGACUGCUGCAUCUAAAAUCAAUGCCAAAUUGAAGAAAGGAAAAGCAAAGAUGGCCCUUUCUGAAAUUAUUGAUGCCGCAAACAAGGCCCCCCAAGUUGUCCAAGAGAAGAGCCUUGUCCAAACGCCGGCUCAACCAAAAAGAAAGUCUAAUGCCCCAGCCGAUGGGGAACGAAAGAGCAAACACAUUCGAGACAGAAUGAAUGCCUUGCAUGGCACUGAACCAUUAUUAAUGGAGAAAAUUACAUACGAACUUCGGUCGAUUUACUCUCAUCGAGUAUGUACCAAAGCAUGCUGUAGUUAUGAAUAUUUUGUUGAAUGGGAUGAUGGCGUACCGGGAACCAAGGAAUGGAUACAUGAAUAUCAAAUUGAUACGGGCGAAAUGUAUUCUAGUUAUUGUCAGGGUGCAUUUGCUCAAGUAUUAGAUAGCAAGUCUUACUUUUUGAAGCUCCAAUGCAAGUUUGCUGAUCGAGUUUCCCAGCAGACGUAUAUCCAGGACCAAGGGUCUAAUUCGUCUAUAGAAAAUAACGAUCUUCCCAAUUGUGGCAAAUCGAGUCAAACAGCUAACGCUAAAGAAAUUUCAUCGCCUCAUAGUCAAGACAAAACUACUAUUCCAUUUAUUCAUAAUGUGACCAAGGAUUCCCUUCUAUUCACAAUACAUCUUCUCAAUGAAGGAAUUGCCGGGAAAGAGGAAAUGGAUGGUACAAGUAUACGGGGGUUAUUUCAAAAACUUAACCGAUUUCAUGCAGCACUUGAAACUUCUCCUCUUGAAUCAAGAACAAUGAAAGCAGCAGUCGAUGUCUGGCCCUCUAUUGCCCUCCUGUUAACGGAUGCAAAGGUGCACGAUGCAAGUGCUCGGCUUCUACAUCAUACGGUUAUGCUUUCCCAUUAUCGCCUUUAUACCUGGGUUUCUGAAUCUAUUGAACGUGUUCUUGAUUAUCCCUCUUCAAAUUGGUGGUCCCGUCUCAUGAGGGCAGUUGCAGAAGUUGUUGAACUGGGCGUUCCGGGAACAUUUCAAUUCGAUUCAUUGGAGUUCUUUCCUGCAAUCGAUCCACCAAAAAGCUAUACUUGGUUAUUCCAGAAAAGGCAGAAUGACCAGCGCACCGCCAAUACUCUCCUUGCAUCCAGAAUCAUCUUCCAUUGGCUUGGUUUGCCUAUGGAAUCGGAUGAUAGGCACCGAGUGCAGUCAUUAUUUCUGAAAUCCAUCAUGGAUUCCUGUAGAACUCCCAGCAUUUUACUACUCGAUGAGAGCUCACUGUCUGUUUAUCGGUCUCUCCACAACCAGCAGUGCUUCAAGUUCAGGAACAUUGGUGCCAUUACCACGAUCUCCAUCUCUCUUGACUGCGCUUCCCGCCAGUUCGUUUACACAAACAUCGGCUCCAACCUCCAACAUCGCAUCGAAUCUGCCUCUGCAAAAUCCCCGCGUUACCUUUUUCCGCAAUUGGCUCCUUGA
Lentinula edodes (shiitake mushroom) is the source of this 3177-nucleotide messenger RNA. RefSeq lists its product as uncharacterized. The coding region runs from base 1 to 3177 and encodes 1058 amino acids. NCBI's taxonomy places the organism in Eukaryota, Fungi, Basidiomycota, Agaricomycetes, Agaricales, Omphalotaceae. The record is from RefSeq and is a predicted model, not a curated record. The transcript is spliced from 17 exons.